Messenger RNA from Recurvomyces mirabilis, 246 nucleotides. RefSeq lists its product as uncharacterized. The transcript has 2 exons. The record is from RefSeq and is a predicted model, not a curated record. NCBI's taxonomy places the organism in Eukaryota, Fungi, Ascomycota, Dothideomycetes, Mycosphaerellales, Teratosphaeriaceae. The coding region runs from base 1 to 246 and encodes 81 amino acids.
AUGAAGACCAUCGUUGUGCAUAUGCCACUUGUGCAAGGUGCUCUGAUGGGCAUGUUUGGUCUAUUCGCCGAAGCACCUGUCCAGAUCGUCGAGUUCACCGAGGAUUUACGCAUGGAUGCCUACUUCAGUCUGGCACAAAGCAGCGAGAACGCUGCAGAUUCUAUGACCCUACCGCAGGAUUUCGAACGAGAGUCUCUGGAAGCUGCUCAGGAUCGACUUAACGCUGUAGCUAUGGAAGCAUACUAG